GUCAUUUUGUGUAUUACUUUUAAUUUUCAAAGUUAACCAUCUUCGCUUGAGAAAAGAGAUUCCUCCAUUGAUACCCACUUUAUUCCACUUCCUCUUCUUCUCUUCCAUGAUCUCUCACUCUUUUAAAACUUCUUUUUAGGGUUUUCAGAAGAGUGGGAGUAGUUAACAGAGAAGAAGCAAAAAUGGCUACUACUUUUAGAAGACAACUUAAGGCCAUGCUUUGGAAGAAUUGGCUAUUGAAAACUCGUCAUCCUUUCGUUACUGCUGCUGAGAUUUUGCUUCCAACUAUGGUUAUGUUGAUGUUAAUAGGCGUUAGAACUAGAGUGGAUACAACUCUUCAUCCAGCACAGCCGUAUAUACGGCAAGGAAUGUUUGUGGACGUAGGUAAAAGUGAUAUUUCACCCAGUUUUGAAAUCAUACUUAGGACGUUGUUUGCCAAGGGAGAGUAUUUGGCUUUUGCACCGGAUACAAAAGAGACAAGUUUGAUGAUCAACUUAAUAUCUAUUAGAUUUCCUAUGCUCAGGUUUGUUUCUAGAAUUUACAAAGAUGAGUUGGAGUUUGAAACUUAUAUAAGGUCAGAUACUUAUGGGGACUGUAAUCAAGUCAGGAACUGUCCGGAUCCCAAAAUCAGAGGAGCAAUUAUUUUUCACGAACAAGGUCCUCAGCUAUAUGAUUACAGUAUACGUCUGAACCAUACAUGGGCAUUCUCAGGAUUUCCAGAUAUCAAAACCAUCAUGGAUGUGAAUGGCCCUUACACCAAUGAUUUGGAAUUGGGUGUUAAUAUUGUUCCAACACUGCAAUAUGGUUUCAGUGGAUUUCUGACUUUGCAGCAAGUUGUGGAUUCAUUCAUAAUAUUUGCUGCUCAACAAAAUGAAACUGACAUUGACGAUGGAAAUAGUAAUUUAACUCGGAUGCAUUUUAGUCCUUCAAACAUCAGGAUUGCUCCAUUUCCAACUCGUGCAUACACUGAUGAUGAGUUCCAGUUAAUCAUCAAAAAAGUUAUGGGAGUACUGUACAUAUUAGGAUUUCUCUACCCAAUAUCUCGUCUAAUCAGCUAUUCUGUUUUUGAGAAGGAGCAGAAGAUUAAAGAAGGCCUUUACAUGAUGGGUUUGAAAGAUGAGAUAUUCUAUCUUUCUUGGUUCAUUACGUACUCGAUACAGUUCGCAUUGUCUUCUGGAAUCAUUACAGCCGUCACAAUGGGGAAUCUUUUCAGUUAUAGCGAUAAAUCGCUGGUGUUCGUGUACUUCUUUUUGUUUGGCCUCAGUGCAAUCAUGCUCUCCUUUAUAAUCACUACUUUCUUUUCAAGAGCGAAAACAGCCGUGGCAGUUGGCACCCUUUCUUUUCUUGCAGGCUUUCUCCCUUAUUACACAGUCAAUGAUCCGGCAGUCCCUAUGAUGUUAAAAGUCAUUGCCUCUUUGCUUUCACCUACGGCUUUUGCGCUUGGGACAGUCAACUUCGCUGAUUAUGAACGCGCCCAUGUUGGAGUUCGUUGGAGCAAUAUGUGGCGGGCAUCAUCUGGAGUGAACUUUUUGGUGUGUCUCAUGAUGAUGUUGGUUGAUACACUAUUAUAUUGUGGGAUUGGUCUGUACCUGGAUAAGGUCCUUCCUAGAGAGAAUGGAGUUAGUUAUCCGUGGAACUUUGUAUUUAAAUUCUGCUUCUGGGAAAAGAAAAGCACAUCCGAACAUGAUUCUGGCAACUUAGAAGUUAAACACAGUGAUGUGUUUUCCGCAAAUGAGUUCAUGUACAAUGUCAAUGGUAGUUUGUCUGAGCCUGCAGUUGAAGCAAUAAGCUUGGAUAUGAAGCAACAGGAGCUUGAUGGCAGAUGCAUUCAGAUAAGGAAUCUGAGUAAGGUUUACAUAAACAAGAAGCAGAAGUGCUGUGCUGUUAACUCAUUAUGGCUCACUUUAUAUGAAAAUCAGAUUCUGGCUCUUCUAGGGCACAAUGGAGCUGGUAAAAGCACAACAAUUUCUAUGCUAGUUGGCCUUCUUCCUCCUUCUUCCGGGGAUGCUCUUGUGUUUGGGAAAAAUAUCAGAAGUGACAUGGAUGAGAUAAGGAAGGGGUUGGGCGUGUGCCCACAACAUGAUAUUCUCUUUCCCGAAUUAACUGUCAAGGAGCAUUUGGAAUUAUUUGCCAUUUUGAAGGGUGUUGAAGAAGACUGUGUAGAGAAAUCUGUCAGUGAAAUGCUUGAUGAAGUUGGUUUGACAGAUAAGGUUAACACUGUUGUGAGGGCUUUAUCUGGUGGCAUGAAGAGGAAGCUAUCCCUUGGAAUUGCUCUUAUUGGAAAUAGUAAGGUUAUCAUUCUCGAUGAGCCUACCAGUGGAAUGGAUCCAUACUCGAUGCGUUCAACGUGGCAAUUAAUUAAAAAGAUCAAGAAGGGUAGGAUAGUAUUAUUGACAACACACUCUAUGGAUGAGGCAGACGUGCUAGGGGAUCGGAUUGCUAUCAUGGGAAAUGGUUCUUUGAGGUGCUGUGGGAGUUCUCUUUUCCUGAAACACCAGUACGGGGUUGGCUAUACUCUUACUUUAGUAAAGAGUGCACCUGGUGCUUCUGUUGCAACAGACAUUGUUUACCGCCAUGUUCCGCUUGCAACUCGCUUGACUGAUGUUGGUACAGAAAUUUCAUUCAGACUUCCUCUUGCAUCAUCAUCUUCGUUCGAAAGUAUGUUCUGUGAAAUAGAAAGCUGCACCAGAAGAACUAUCACUGACACAGAAACAGGUGGUAGCCAUGGAGAGAGUGGUGUUGGCAUUCAGAGUUAUGGAAUCUCUGUUACAACACUAGAGGAGGUCUUCCUUAGAGUUGCAGGAUGUGAAUUUGAUGAGACUGAAUAUGUUUCACAUAAUAAAGCUCUUGUUUUAGCCGAAUCUAUGGUUUCUGAAGCGUCACAUCAUACUCAGAAUAAAGCUUCAUCUCCAAAGUUACUUUGGUGGCACUAUAAGAAUGUUCUAGCUAUGAUAUUUACCAUAAUGGGAAGAGCUUGCAGUUUGAUUUUCAAUACAGUUUUUAGUUUCUUAAGUUUCUUAGGCAGCUAUAGCUUUUGUAUUACCCCAAGGUCUACAUUUUGGGUACAUUUUAGAGCUCUUCUUAUCAAGAGGGCAGUAUCUGCCCGGCGAGAUCGAAGGACAAUCGUCUUUCAGCUUUUUGUUCCUGCCGUCUUCUUGUUUCUCGGCCUUCUUCUAGUUAGGCUUAAGCCACAUCCUGACCAGCAGUCUGUGACGUUUACAACUUCGGAGUUUAAUCCUCUGUUACAAGGUGAUGGUGGUGGUGGACCAAUCACUUUCAAUCUAUCUAGGCCUGUCGCGGAACUGGUUGCACAACAUGUACAAGGGGGUUGGAUUCAGAAAGUUGAACCAAGAUCUUACAGGUUCCCUCAUCCAAGAAGGGCACUAGCUGAUGCUAUUGAAGUUGCAGGUCCAGAAUUGGGCCCAUCACUUAUUUCAAUGAGCGAAUAUCUAAUGACUAGCUUUAAUGAGUCAUAUGAGUCGAGGUAUGGAGCAAUCAUAAUGGAUGAUCAAAAUGAUGAUGGAAGUUUAGGAUAUACUGUACUUCACAACUGUUCUUGCCAACAUGCAGCUCCAACAUAUAUCAAUCUGAUGAACAGUGCAAUUCUGAGGCUUGCAACUCGUAACGAGAACAUGACAAUCCAAACACGUAAUCACCCACUGCCUAUGACAUCAAGUCAGCAUUCACAGCGUCGUGAUCUGGAUGCAUUCUCCGCGGCAAUUAUUGUUACAAUUGCCUUCUCCUUCAUUCCUGCCUCAUUUGCAGUUUCUAUUGUUAAGGAGCGUGAGGUAAAAGCGAAACACCAGCAACUACUUAGUGGGGUUUCUGUACUGUCCUACUGGACUUCAACUUAUACAUGGGAUCUUGCGAGCUUCUUAUGUCCUUCAUUUUUCGCAAUAAUUCUCUUUUACAUAUUCGGUCUGGAGCAGUUUGUAGGAAGUGGUUGUCUAUUGCCAACACUUCUCAUAUUUUUAGAGUUCGGGUUAGCUAUUGCAUCAUCAACAUAUUGCCUCACUUUCUUUUUCAGCGAACACUCCUCAGCACAGAACGUGGUUCUCUUGGUGCAUUUUUUCACUGGACUCAUUCUUAUGAUGGUCUCAUUUGUUAUGGGGAUUAUAGAAUCUACUAAAACCGCAAAUUCCAUCCUCAAGAAUUUCUUUAGAUUAUCACCCGGGUUUUGCUUUGCGGAUGGACUGGCUUCAUUGGCUCUUCGACGGCAGGGAAUGAAACUUGGAUCUGGUGAUGGAAUCCUUGAUUGGAAUGUAACCGGUGCUUCAAUUUGUUAUUUGGGUGUUGAGAGUAUCGUUUUCUUCCUGCUCACAAUUGGGCUCGAAGUCAUACCUUCACAAAAGUUGGCAUCAAUCACAAUGAGGGACUGGUGGAGAAGGUUUAGGCAAUUCCGGUUUAAUCCUUCAAACAGUUCUUAUGAACCUCUAUUGAAUUCAUCCUCUGAUACUCCUGCACAUGAUAAUGAGAGAGAUAUAGAUGUACAGGCAGAACGAGAUAGGGUACUUUCAGGUUCUGUUGACAAAGCCAUAAUUUACUUGCGCAAUCUUCGGAAGGUGUACCCUGGUGGAAGAAAUGUUGGCCCAAAAGUUGCAGUUCAUUCAUUAACUUUCUCUGUGCAAGAAGGAGAAUGUUUCGGGUUUUUGGGAACAAAUGGGGCAGGGAAGACUACGACUUUGUCAAUGCUUUCUGGGGAAGAAUGCCCAACUGGUGGAACAGCAUACAUCUUUGGCAGUGAUAUAAGCUUACAUCCACAAGCUGCUCGUCGGCAUAUUGGUUACUGCCCACAGUUUGAUGCACUGUUAGAGUUUCUAACUGUCAAAGAGCAUCUUGAGCUUUAUGCGAGGAUAAAGGGGGUCGCUGAAUGCAGGAUAAAAGAUGUUGUGGAGGAAAAAAUGGAGGAGUUCGAUUUGUGGAAGCAUGGGAAUAAACCAUCAUGCUCACUUAGUGGAGGAAACAAGCGCAAAUUAUCUGUUGCAAUUGCAAUGAUUGGAGAUCCUCCUAUUGUUAUUCUUGAUGAACCAUCUACAGGUAUGGAUCCCCUUGCCAAAAGAUUCAUGUGGGAAGUUAUAUCUCGUCUAUCAACCAGACUGGGGAAGACGGCAGUUAUCCUAACCACCCAUAGUAUGAAUGAGGCUCAAGCACUAUGCACAAGGAUUGGAAUAAUGGUUGGUGGCAAGCUAAGAUGUAUUGGAAGCCCUCAGCAUCUUAAAAGCCGUUUUGGAAAUCACCUUGAGUUGGAGGUAAAACCUACCGAAGUUAGCUCUGAGGAGAUGGAUAAACUUUGUAGAAGAAUCCAAGGGAGGCUUUUUGACUUGCCAUUGCAUCCACGGGGAAUAUUUAGUGACCUUGAAGUUUGUAUAGGAGGAAGUGACUCCAUAACAUCGGAGAAUGUAUCACUGGCAGAGAUUAGUUUGACCGAGGAAAUGAUGAUUAUAGUUGGACACUGGCUUGGCAAUGCAGAAAGAAUAAGGACUCUCGUAUACGCUGCACUCGUUACUGAUGGUGUGUUUGGUGAGCAGCUAGCAGAGCAGCUAAUGCGUGAUGGUGGUAUCCCACUACCCAUAUUCUCUGAAUGGUGGUUACUUAAAGAAAAGUUCUCAGUGAUUGAUUCAUUUAUCCAAUGCUCAUUUCCUGGAGCGACAUUUCAUGGAUGCAAUGGAUUAAGUGUCAAAUAUCAGCUGCCAUAUGGAGAGGAAUCUUCACUAGCGGAUAUUUUUGGACACCUGGAAAGAAAUAGAAAUCAACUAGGAGUCGCUGAGUACAGUAUCAGCCAAUCCACACUGGAGACCAUUUUUAAUCAUUUUGCUGCUAUACCUUAGCUCUGGGGAAGAGCCGGUAUUAAAUACAAGCCAGCCAUCCAAAGCAUCAUAUAGAGCUCCGUCUUUUAUGUUUCUUUUUUUUCUUGGUUGUUAUCUGAUGUAUAUGAUGUAGUUUUUCUUUUCGGGCCAAUUACACAAUGGUCAUACUUUUUGUAAUUCGUUCACAAAAUGGUCACACUUCCAUCCUAUUUAACACUUUUGAGUAAUAUGUUAGAUGUUGCCUGUUGUGUUGAAGGAUGAGAACUAUGUUCAAAUUGUUUGUGAUUAGGUGUUAGUAGUGGAUCCAAAAAGAAAAGUGUAGUUGGUUUUGUGAUGAUUUUUAAAAAAACAACAACAAUAGGCAUGGUUUUUUGUUU
Messenger RNA from Papaver somniferum (opium poppy), 6184 nucleotides. Its product is annotated as ABC transporter A family member 1. The transcript has 40 exons. NCBI's taxonomy places the organism in Eukaryota, Viridiplantae, Streptophyta, Magnoliopsida, Ranunculales, Papaveraceae. Gene Ontology annotation, biological process: transmembrane transport; lipid transport. Gene Ontology annotation, cellular component: membrane; intracellular membrane-bounded organelle. Bases 183 to 5828 code for a protein of 1881 amino acids. Gene Ontology annotation, molecular function: lipid carrier activity; ATP binding; ATP hydrolysis activity. The record is from RefSeq and is a predicted model, not a curated record.